AAAGAAUCGCGAACUAAUAAAAAGAUCGUACAUACUUAUUCAAUUGGUUUUGGAUUUAGACCACCAUAUCAAAUACUAUUGGAUGGAGAGUUUUGCAAGGUAGCUUUGGAUAGAAAGAUUUAUUUAAAGGAUGCACUUCCAAGCUUAAUGUUUGCUCCAACUCGUUUACUUGUUACCGAAUGUAUUUUAAAUGAACUAAAAUCAAAAGGACAUGAUCAUACCAGUGCUUACAUUUUAGCUAAAAAAUUUGAAACUCGUAAAUGUUCUCAUAAAGAACAGCCCGUUUCUAGUUAUCAAUGUAUUCGAGAAGCAGUAGGCGACGAUAAUAAACAUCACCUUUCUAUUGCAACACAAAAUCCUAAAUUAAAGGAUAGAUUAAGAAAGAUACCGGGUGUUCCAAUCAUCUAUGUUAAUGUUAAACACCAAAGAUUAGGCAUUGAGCCUAUGACGGAUAGGUCAAAACAAGUCAUGAAACAGCAUGAACUAGAAAAGACACAACCUGUAGAUAAAAUGACUUUGCAACUAAAGAGAAAGGUGCUAGCUAAUGAAGGAGAUGAGCAUCAACAAAAACCUAAACCAAAGAAGAGGAAAGUAAAAGGUGUCAAUCCUUUAGCAAUGAAGAAAAAGAAA
Cokeromyces recurvatus is the source of this 630-nucleotide messenger RNA. Its product is annotated as Fcf1-domain-containing protein. The record is from RefSeq and is a predicted model, not a curated record. Gene Ontology annotation, cellular component: small-subunit processome; nucleolus. The annotation marks the transcript as partial. Gene Ontology annotation, molecular function: small ribosomal subunit rRNA binding. The transcript is spliced from 3 exons. NCBI's taxonomy places the organism in Eukaryota, Fungi, Mucoromycota, Mucoromycetes, Mucorales, Mucoraceae.